CUAUUUUUGACUGGAUGAUGGCAUUACUGUGAUUUUAACUAAGUCUGUAGUUACAAGUUAAAAAUGGUGUUACAAGUAAAAAUAUAAAUUUUAUUAGAAUUAUAUGAAAAUAAAAUUGAAAGUGAAAAUGAAGAAAAAACAGAAUAGAUAUGUUUUAAUAAAAAAAAUAUUCAAUUUAUAAAAUAAAUUUCUUUUGAUUGACAAAAGUUCAAAAAUUUUUUAUUUGAGCAUGAUUUGUUUAUUGAAAUAAUUUGUUAGAUAAUUCAAUUUUCUAUUAAAUUUUGAGGUUAUUUACGAAUAUAAAUGUCUAAUUCUAUGAUAUGUAAAGAUUUAUUCACUGCUGUUAAACAAUUAGCAGACAGUGAGAUUGAAUUAAUAAAGACUAUAGAAAAUUCAAAGAAAACAAAUAAUAUUAAAAAUAUUAAAAAUACUAUGUCUACGACAGAUAAGAAAAGUGUCAAAAAAUCUACAAAAGUAUUCAAUGUUCGUCCAUCUGCUGCUUUAAUAGCAGCUAAACGUGAAGCAGCUCAACAACGUAUAUUACAAGGAAAAAAAUCUAAUAAUGUUUUUAUACAUGAUAUAUAUCAAAAAGCUAUUGAUGCAUAUAAUAUAAAAAGAAUGGAAACUGGUAUUGUAUUUGAUCAUUCUAUGGCAGAACAUAAAUGUCUUUGGGAUUCAAAUUAUCCAGAAUGUCCUGCUAGAUUGAUAAGAGUUUUACAGAGAUGUGAAGAAUUGGGCUUAAUAAAUAGAUGCAAGUUGAUAACACCGAGAUUAGCUUCAGAGAAUGAAAUACUUAUGAAACAUAGUCAAGAACAAAUAGAUAUUUUAAAGAGUACUGAUGGGUGUACAGAUACAAAUAAUUUAGAAUUAUUAUCAUCAAAAUAUGAUGCCAUUUAUAUACAUCCUUCUACUUAUCGAUUGUCUCUAUUAGCCGUGGGUUCAACAAUAAAUUUAGUAGAAAGCAUUUGCAAAGGAGAAAUCCAAAAUGUAAUAUAUUCUAGACCACCAGGACAUCAUGCAAUGAAAUCAGAAUAUUGUGGAUAUUGUUUUUUUAAUAAUGUUGCAAUAGCUGCAGAAAAAGUUUUAUGUAAUAAUUUAGCUAAUAAAAUUUUAAUUGUUGAUUGGGAUGUACAUCAUGGGCAAGCUACUCAACAAAUGUUUUAUGAUAAUCCACGAGUAAUUUAUUUCUCUAUUCAUCGUUACGAAAAUGGUGAAUUUUGGCCAAAUCUUAGAGAAUCUAAUUUUCAUUUUGUUGGAGAUGACUUAGGAGAGGGAUAUAAUUUUAAUGUGCCACUUAAUAAAAUUGGUAUGACUAAUGCUGAUUAUUUAGCUAUAUUUCAACAAGUUUUAUUGCCAAUGGCUUAUGAGUUUCAACCAGAUCUUAUAAUAGUAUCAGCUGGUUAUGAUGCAGCUUUGGGUUGUCCAGAGGGUGAAAUGUUGAUAACACCUGCAUGUUAUGCUCAUUUACUAUCAUCAUUAUUAUGUUUAGCUUCUGGAAAAGUUGCCAUUAUAUUAGAGGGUGGUUAUUGUUUAAAGUCAUUAAGUGAAAGUGCAGCAUUAACAUUGCGUACUUUGUUAAAUGAUCCAUGUCCUAUGUUAGAAACUCUUACAUUACCUUCAAUAAGUAUACGUGAUACAAUUUUGAAUACAAUUUAUACACAUAAACCAUAUUGGAAAUGUUAUCAAUAUCAAGAUACAUAUAGUAUUAAUAGUACACCAAAUAAUAAAGAAGAAAAUACUAAUCAAUAUUUACCUAUAGUUAUAUUCAAAGAAACUGAUGUUAGACCAAAAGUAUAUGAAACUCAAAAUUGUUAUCCAAUUCAAACUCAAGAAAUUAUUGAAAUAAUAGAAAAGCAACUGAAUAUAUUAAUACAAUUUACUAAUUUGUCUAAAGCACCUAAUAAAGUAUGUAUUGUUUAUGAUGAUAGAAUGCUAAAACAUUACGAUAUAUCUGAUGAUAAUCAUCCAGAAAAACCACAUCGUAUUAAUAUUAUUUAUAAAAAAUUUCAAGAAUAUAAUCUACUUGAUCGAAGUUAUGUGCAACAGGGACGAAGUGCAACAAAAGAAGAGUUAUUAUUAGUCCAUACAAAAGAAUAUAUUGAUAAAAUAAAAAAUACAAAAAAUUUAAAAUCAAAAGAGCUAAAGAAGCAGGCAGAAACAUAUAAUUCAGUUUAUUUACAUCCUGAAACAUGGUCAAGUGCUUGUGUAUCAACUGGAUCAUUAUUACAAGUAAUUGAUAGUGUUUUGAAUGGAGAAAGUCAAUCUGGUAUUGCUAUCAUUAGACCUCCAGGGCAUCAUGCUACAGAGGAUGCAGCAUGUGGUUUUUGUAUUUUUAACAAUGUAGCUAUAGCAGCUAAAUAUGCCAUAGAAUUUCAUCAUGUAAAAAGAGUAUUGAUAGUAGAUUGGGAUGUACAUUAUGGUAAUGGAACUCAAUCUAUUUUUGAAGAAGACUCUAAAGUUUUAUAUAUAUCUGUUCAUCGUUAUGAUAAUGGUAGUUUUUUUCCAAACUCUAAACGAGCAAAUUACUCUUAUGUUGGUUCUGAAUCAGGAGAAGGUUUCACUGUUAAUAUACCAUGGAAUAAGAAAGGAAUGGGUGAUGCAGAAUAUAUAGCAGCGUUUCAGCAAAUAAUAAUGCCAAUUGCUUAUCAAUUUAAUCCAGAAUUGAUUUUAGUUUCUGCAGGUUUUGAUGCCUGUAUUGGUGAUCCUUUAGGAGGUUGUUUUGUAACACCAGAAUUGUAUGGACAUUUAACACAUUGGCUAUCUUCUUUAGCUAAUGGCCGUGUUAUUCUUAGUCUUGAAGGAGGUUACAAUACUAAUUCAGUUGCACAUGCAAUGGCUAUUUGUACGAAAUCAUUGCUUGGUGAUCCUUUACCAAUAUUAGAAAGUGGACAAAUUCCAUGUGCAAGUGCUGUUCACACUAUCCAUAAUGUUUUAAAAACGCAAAAACAAUAUUGGCCAAAUUUAAUGUUUAAUUUAUCAUUACCAAAAGAAAAAAUUCUUUCUAAACCUAAAGUGUCAUAUAAAAAGACAAAUGAACAAGUUAUAAACAACGAAGAACUUUUAAAAUAUUCUGAAUCUAAGAUAGCAUUGGAAGAAAUUGAGACAGAAAAAAUGCAAAAUAAAAAAAUUGCAACCUGGAAAUUCAUAAACAAAAUUAAAAACGAAGAUGAAAAAGAUUUUAGUGACAAAUUAGAUGAAGCGAUUGAUUCAUAUUACGAGUCACAAAAUACUCAACUUAAUGAUAAUACUUUCUAUUACGAAGUUUCUAAAUAUACAAAGACAUGUAUGAAUCAAGAUCAAAAAGAAGGACAUUCUAAUGAAAAUUUUACCAGUUUUGCUGCUGGUAGUAGUGGUAAACAGAAUGAAAGAAUAGUUAAACAAAUAAGUGGCAAUAAAAAUUUAUAUGAUUAUUUUUCAGAAAAUUUACAAGCACUAAUAGCUGGAGACAUGUUUGCAGUGAUACCUUUAAGAGAAUGUCCACAUUUAGAUAAUAUUAGGGAUGUGCCAGCUUUGGGAAUUGAUGUACAUUUACCUUGUGUAGAAUGUGGAAGUACUGCUGAAAAUUGGAUCUGUCUACAGUGUUAUAUUAUUCAUUGUGCGCGUAAUAUUAAUCAACAUGGUGUAUUACAUGCUGAAAAAAUGGAACAUCCAUUGGCACUAAGUUUUAGUGAUUUAUCAGUUUGGUGUUAUAAAUGUGAAGCAUACAUAGAUAAUCCACGAUUAUUUGCUGCUCGUAAUGCUGCACAUCAAAGCAAAUUUAACGAGGAAUUGCCAUGGACAUAUAAUGAUGACUGAAAUAAAAAUAUAUUUAAAAAAAUUUGCAAUUAACUAUGUAUUUUAUAAUAUCUGUAAAUCUAUAAAGUAUAUACUUUUAUUUCUGUAUUAUGUUUAGAUAAAUUGUUAACAUAAUUUAUGUAUUAUAAUAUUUUAUAGCUUUUAUCACAGAUAAGAUAUAGAAUAGAUCUAACAUUUAA
Apis dorsata (giant honeybee) is the source of this 3974-nucleotide messenger RNA. It is a transcript of the gene HDAC6, whose product is annotated as histone deacetylase 6. The record is from RefSeq and is a predicted model, not a curated record. Gene Ontology annotation, cellular component: histone deacetylase complex. The coding region runs from base 304 to 3795 and encodes 1163 amino acids. NCBI's taxonomy places the organism in Eukaryota, Metazoa, Arthropoda, Insecta, Hymenoptera, Apidae. The transcript has 19 exons. Gene Ontology annotation, biological process: chromatin organization. Gene Ontology annotation, molecular function: histone deacetylase activity; zinc ion binding.